CCCAGCAAAGUGUUUCCCUCUCAACUCUUAAAACCGCUUUUUCUUUUUCACUUCUUUUCCCAAAAAAGCACUUCUUCCUCUUUAAGUGCUUAAUUAAAGAGCUAACUGAUUACCCAAAAUGGCUUACCACGACGGAGAGGUAGGUUUUAACGACAUUUUCGCGGACCAAACCAAGCACAUGCAAAGACUCGUCAUCGACCAAGCUCCGACCCCGCCGCCGUUCUCCUCCGCCGCCGGCGGUCCUGCGUGGCUCAACAACGCGAUUUUGCAGCAGCAGCAGCGGCAUCAGAGCUUCGUUCAUUUGCAAAACGACACCUUUUCAGCACCCACUUGCAGUAACAGUACAGAGAAUGGAAAUGGCGACAAGGAGUUGAUAGAUUGCGGUGGGGAUGAUAAUGAUAACAGCUGGGAGAGCGCGAGAUGCAAAGCGGCCAUACUAGGGCAUCCUUUGUACGGACAGUUGCUGUCUGCACACGUGGCGUGUUUGAGGAUCGCCACGCCAGUUGACCAGCUGCCGAGGAUUGAUACCCAGUUGGCGCAGUCGCAGGAGGUGGUGGCUAAGUACUACGUAGCUGGUGAUGGACGCCUGGAUGAUGACAAGGACCAGCUUGAUCAGUUCAUGACACAUUACAUUCUGUUGCUCUGUUCCUUUAAAGACCAACUGCAACAGCAUGUUCGGGUUCAUGCGAUGGAAGCUGUAAUGGCUUGUUGGGAUCUCGAGCAAUCUCUGCAAAGCUUAACCGGUGUUCCUCCCGGUGAAGGCACGGGUGCAACAAUGUCAGAUGAUGAUGAGCAUGUCGACAGCGAUGCCAAUUUGUUUGAAGGGAGCGUCGAUGGCCUUGAUACCAUGGGAUUUGGUCCACUCGUUCCUACCGAGAGUGAGAGGUCCUUGAUGGAGCGUGUUAGGGAAGAACUAAAGCAUGAACUGAAGCAGGGUUACAAGGAGAAGAUCGUGGAUGUUAGAGAAGAAAUAUUGCGAAAGAGACGAGCAGGAAAAUUGCCCGGAGACACUACCUCCCUCUUGAAAGCUUGGUGGCAAUCACAUUCCAAAUGGCCAUACCCAACAGAGGAAGACAAAGCAAAGCUGGUCCAGGAAACAGGGUUGCAAUUGAAGCAGAUAAAUAACUGGUUCAUCAAUCAAAGAAAAAGAAAUUGGCAUAGCACCUCAUCGUCCGCUUUGAAGAGCAAACGCAAAUGGUGAGCUGAUGAAAACUGUAGCCGAUAAUGCCCUGACAAGAAUCUGCAGAUCUCGGAUUUGGAAAAACUUAAUGAUGCUUCAGAAAGAUGAUGUUUUGCUAGUAAUUUUCUAAGAUUUCAGAGUAAUUUAGUGAUUUUGUGUGGUAAUCACUUAUUAUGUAAAGUUAUUGAAUUGUUAUAGAAUGAUAGAAGUUUAUGUACAAAUACGAUGAAUUCCGAGUAAUCUAGUAUAACCUUCACGUACUAAA
Carica papaya (papaya) is the source of this 1445-nucleotide messenger RNA. RefSeq names its product homeobox protein knotted-1-like 2. Gene Ontology annotation, biological process: regulation of DNA-templated transcription. Gene Ontology annotation, molecular function: DNA binding; DNA-binding transcription factor activity, RNA polymerase II-specific. The record is from RefSeq and is a predicted model, not a curated record. Gene Ontology annotation, cellular component: nucleus. Lineage: Eukaryota; Viridiplantae; Streptophyta; Magnoliopsida; Brassicales; Caricaceae.